CUGAUUGGCAAUUGGUGGAAAGAGUUAUUAUCAGUAGAAGGGAAUGUCUGAUUACAAUAUGGGGUUAUAGAGAUGAAGGUUUUAUCACAGAUGAAGCCACCAGGUCACAGGCCUCAGAGAGAAGCAACUAUAAAUGCUUCUCGUCCGACUCAAGGUCUGAGGUGAUGCUGAUGCUGGUCAGCUGUGCCUGAAUUCCAACAGGGAGGACGCACGAGUCGCGUCCUACCCCCUUCCCAUCGUGGCUGAGCUAGUUUUUCAGGUUAACUUUGGAAUGCCCGUGGCUGAGACCAGGGGUCCACUCAGACAGUUCAGGGCUUACAAUUUUAUUUUUGGUUUAUGAGGGAACCUAGAAGGCAGCCCAUACACACCUCACUCCUCCCAGUGGGGGACACCGGCCAGACCCCAGGCUCCACCCUCCCACCCUCAGCACCCACCCAGGCUAGCAGCUGGGGGCACCUUAGUGCCUGUUCUGUGGGGGCUCCACCAGACAGUGCAACUGAUGCUCAGGGCUGAGGGGCCUCUGCCUGGGAGGCUCUUCACCUGCCUGGGUACAGGACCCCAGAAGGACCCCAGGCCACUCCUGGCCUGCCCACGCCCACAGGAACCCUUGACCUUGGGCUGCAUGUCUGUUGCACCAGAACCCUCCCAGGGCUGACUCAGAGUGACCCUGAGUGGGGGAUGCUCACCCCAGGGGAAGAAACUGGGCUCUGGGGUAGGAGGUCCUGGCUGGGGUCCCACAGAUGCCAGGCGCCUGCCAUCUCCAGGGCGGCGCUGGCAUGGGAGACAACACCGCUCCCUCAUUACCUGUGGCCUGGCUACCUUAGUGGCCCAAAGGGGCUCACGUGAUCAUGGUGCAGUGACCACAGGACCCCCACAUGCCAGGAACUGGGUUCGCUCCACCCUACCCCCUGCACCGGGCCAGCGAGGGGAUGACCGAAGUGGGGAGGACCAUUUGGCUUCACCAGCACUGGACAUGUGCUCUGUGGCCACCCCCUCUGCCUCCUCUCUGGCCCCAUACAGGGGUGUGGGACGGCUGUGAUUCUCACGGGCCUGGGUGACUCCAGCACGACUUCCCUCUCCGGGACGUCACUGGUGGCAGCUGCUUCCUUCCAGAGCCUGCAGGAGGCCACAGGCUCCAUCCUGCUUCAGAGCUGCCAGCUGCUCCCGCGAUGGCUGAGCGCCUAAGCGUGAACGGGAGAAUGGAAGCAGCCGUACAGAGGGGGUCCCACCUCCAGCUGGCUGCAGGAGCUGGGCCUAUCCCAGGACCCCAGAGCCUCCAGCACAGGACUGGGCAGGCAGUGGCUGGGUUUCCUGGGGCCCUUGUGUCUCCACAGCCCGCCUCGGCAUUCAGCUCAGUGGGGCCACCCUGGGCCACAGUGCCGAGCAGUGUCCAGGCCAGAUGCUUCCCGGACUUGGCUGGACGGGCCUGGCACAGGUGCAGCCCAGACGCCCCCCAGGCUGGGGCCACCAUCAGCACCACCGCUGCCGCCCAAGGAGGGGCACCAGGAGGGGCUGGUGGAGCUGCCCGCCUCGUUCCGGGAGCUGCUCACCUUCUUCUGCACCAACGCCACCAUCCACGGUACCAUCCGCCUGGUCUGCUCCAGCAGGAACCGCCUCAAGACGACAUCCUGGGGGCUGCUGUUCCUGGGAGCCCUGGUCACACUCUGCUGGCAGCUGGGGCACCUCUUGGAGCAUCACUGGCACCGCCCGGUCCUCAUGGCCGUCUCUGUACACUCAGAGCGCAAGCUGCUCCCGCUGGUCACCCUGUGUGACGGGAACCCACGCCGGCCGAGUCUGGUCCUCCGCCAUCUGGAGCUGCUGGACGAGUUUGCCAGGGAGAACAUUGACUCCCUGUACAAGGCCAACUUCAGCAAAGGCCGAGAUGCGCUCUCCGCUGCCGUCCCCCGCCGCGAGCCCCGCUUCCACCUGGACCGGGAGAUCCGUCUACAGAGGCUGAGCCACGCGGGCAGCCGGGGCAGAGUGGGGUUCAGACUGUGCAACAGCACGGGCGGCGACUGCUUCUACCGCAGCUACGCGUCCGGUGUGGCGGCCGUGCAGGACUGGUACCGCUUCCACUAUGUGGACAUCCUAGCCCUGUUGCCCGAGGUGUGGGAGGACAGCCACGGGCGCCAGGACGGCCACUUCGUCCUCUCCUGCAGUUACGACGGCAUGGACUGCCAGGCCCGGCAGUUCCGGACCUUCCAUCACCCCACCUAUGGCAGCUGCUAUACGGUUGACGGCGUCUGGACAGCUCAGCGCCCUGGCAUCACCCACGGAGUCGGCCUCGUCCUCAGGGUUGAGCAGCAGCCUCACCUCCCUCUGCUGUCCACGAGGGCCGGCGUCAAGGUCAUGGUUCACGGCCGUAACCACACGCCCUUCCUGGGGUACCACAGCUUCAGCGUCCGGCCAGGGACGGAGGCCACCAUCAGCAUCCGAGAGGAUGAGGUGCACCGGCUCGGGAGGCCCUACAGCCACUGCAUGUCAGGCGGGGAGGGCGUGGAGGUGGAGCUGCUACACAACACCUCCUACACCAGGCAGGCCUGCCUGGUGUCCUGCUUCCAGCAGCUGAUGGUGGAGACCUGCUCCUGUGGCUACUACCUCUACCCGCUGCCAACGGGGGCUGUGCACUGCAGCUCUGCCCGGCACCCUGCCUGGGGACACUGCUUCUACCGCCUCUACCAGGACCUGGAGACCCACCGGCUCCCCUGUACCUCCCGCUGCCCCAGGCCCUGCAGGGAGUCUGCAUUCAAGCUCUCCUCUGGGACCUCCAGGUGGCCUUCCGCCAAGUCGGCUGGCUGGACUCUGGCUGCGCUUGGUGAACAGGGGCUGCCACAUCAGAGCCACAGACAGAGGAGCAACCUGGCCAAAAUCAACAUUGUCUACCAGGAGCUCAACUACCGCUCGGUGGAGGAGGCGCCCGUGUACUCGGUGCCGCAGCUGCUCUCAGCCAUGGGCAGCCUCUGCAGCCUGUGGUUUGGGGCCUCCGUCCUCUCCCUCCUGGAGCUCCUGGAGCUGCUGCUUGACGCUUUGGCCCUCACCCUGUUGCUGGGCGGACGCCGGCUCCGCAGGGUGUGGUUGUCCUGGCCCAGAGCCAGCCCUGCCUCAGGGGCAUCCAACAUCAAGCCAGAGGCCAGUCACAUGCCCACGCCUGCAGGUGCGACAUCAGACAACCUGGGGCCCAGCGGGCCCCAUCUCCCACAGAUGAUGUUUCCAGGGGCUCUGGAGAGAGUCUCAGCUGAAGAGAGUUGGGCUGGGCCCCAGCCCCGUGAGACUCUGGACACCUGAACCAGACCUGCCAGGGCUGUGUGAUCUCUCGGCCUGGUCCUUGGAGCUGUGGCAGCAGCAAGCUCCCCAGCGGCCCAGGGUGGGCCCGACCAGCGGCUGCAGGGCCUUCCCAGGUCAUCCAGUGGCCGAGGAAGCAGCACGCGCGGCCGUGGGGAGGCAGGGCGCUGGGCAUGUCAGCGCCUCUGGUCAACCACCCACCCUGCCUGGGGCGGGUCUGAAGGAGGCCCAGGGCGGAGGGGGCUUCCUGAGUGCACACGAGUGCAGCUGGAGGUGCUGACACGCGGUGAUGUGCCCAUGCUCCGUGUCUGUCUCUGCACGUCCACACGUCUGAUGCACCUAUGUGCGUGUGUCAAUCGCUGCCUCAGCUGGGGGGAGGCAGAAGGCAAGGCGGGGCCCCCACGCCCACACGGGCUGCUCUGAAAUAAAGCUGUGGACUCCACCUGGUGGCCACUGUGUGCCUGUGCGCCCCUCCAGCCACCCGUCCCGGGUGAGCUGAAACCCUGACUGCACCUGGCGCCUCCCUGGGCACAGGGCCCAGGACAGGACCAGCCCCAGCCUAGCCUUGCCGGUUCGCGUCCAAUGACCCCUGGCCCUGACCCCAACACCCCUCUUCCCACCAGGGGACUCAGUCUAGGACAGAGAAGGGUAGAGGGGUGAGACAAUGGGGGCCAGGGGCAUCAGGAGCCAGAUUUUGUCAAAGAAGCCUCAGGCCCCCAUCAGGCCUCGUGCAGCCUGUUGG
Messenger RNA from Cercocebus atys (sooty mangabey), 4024 nucleotides. It is a transcript of the gene SCNN1D, whose product is annotated as sodium channel, non voltage gated 1 delta subunit. NCBI's taxonomy places the organism in Eukaryota, Metazoa, Chordata, Mammalia, Primates, Cercopithecidae. Gene Ontology annotation, biological process: sodium ion transmembrane transport. Gene Ontology annotation, molecular function: ligand-gated sodium channel activity. The record is from RefSeq and is a predicted model, not a curated record. Gene Ontology annotation, cellular component: membrane.